AUGCCACCAAAGCCAGCAACAGGCAAAAAGGGACUCGAGAAGGAGAAGAAACAAAAGAUCGAGGAUAAGACCUUUGGUCUGAAGAAUAAGAACAAGAGUAAGAAGGUUGCACAAUUCGUCAAGAAUGUCGAGCAACAAGUCAGCAACAAUGUCAACUUGAAGAAGGUUAAUCACAAGGCUGAAUUGGCAAAGAAGGAUAAGGAACUUGCUGAGAAGGCAAAGAAGGAGUUGGCAGAUAUUCUUAGACCAUCGAUUGUUCAACCAAAGGUACCAUUGGGAGUCGACCCCAAGUCCAUUGUUUGCGAGUUCUUCAAGCAGGGCGCGCAAUGCGCCAAGGGCAGCAAGUGCAAGUUUGCUCACGAUCUCGCCGUGGCCAGAAGAGACACCAAGCUCGAUAUCUACACCGACCGUCGUGGCGACGAGAAGGUCGAGAAGAAGGCCGACAACAUGGAGACGUGGGACGACGACAAGCUCAAGAAGGUCAUUGACAACAAGCGUACAACAGAGAACAAGAACCUAAAGACGGCGAUCGUGUGCAAGUUCUUCCUGGAGGCCAUCGAGGACCGCAAGUACGGCUGGUUCUGGGAGUGUCCCAACGGCGGUGACAAGUGCAUGUACCAGCAUUGUCUGCCCCCCGGAUACGUGCUCCAGAAGAAGAAGACAAAGAAGGAGGAGGAGGAGGAGGAGGAGGAGAUCCCCCUGGAGGAGAUCAUCGAGAUGGAGCGCGCCAAGCUCACCAACACAACGCCCGUGACGCUCGAGACGUUCACCAAGUGGAAGAAGGACAAGCUUGAGCAGAAGGCCAAGAUGGCGCGUGAGGCCGAGGAGAAGAGAACGGCAGAUAUCAAGGCUGGAAAGACAUCGAUGAGUGGAAGAGAGAUGUUUGUAUAUAAUCCAGAUCUGUUUAUCGACGACGACCUGGCCAUCGAUGUGCAGUCGAGCGAAUUUGCCGUGGACGACAGCGAGCCCUUGGCCAACAACAUCGACAAGAGUUUAUUUAUUGGCGGAGACGAAGACCUUCCAGAUAUUUCCGAUGAUGACGAAGAUGAUGAAGACGAUGAUGAUGAGGAUGAUGACGAGGAGGACGACGAGGAGGAGGAAGAGGAUGAUGAAUAA
Acytostelium subglobosum LB1 is the source of this 1116-nucleotide messenger RNA. RefSeq lists its product as hypothetical. The transcript has 2 exons. Gene Ontology annotation, cellular component: cytosol. The record is from RefSeq and is a predicted model, not a curated record. Gene Ontology annotation, biological process: cytoplasmic translation. NCBI's taxonomy places the organism in Eukaryota, Evosea, Eumycetozoa, Acytosteliales, Acytosteliaceae. Gene Ontology annotation, molecular function: metal ion binding; mRNA binding. Bases 1 to 1116 code for a protein of 371 amino acids.